UUUUUAUAGAUAAUCAGACAUUUACUGCCCAAUAUGAACAGUCCAGAUGACCUUUCACAGUUAGCUGACCUUUCGGAGGACAACCUCACUAAAGUAGUCAAGACCAGAUACGAAGAAGACAAAAUAUAUACAAACGUUGGUGAAAUUCUUCUUGCAGUUAAUCCUUGCAAAGAUCUUUUAAUAUACACAGAAAAUACCAAGAAGCAAUAUGACUGGAGAAAUUUCGAAGCAAAACCUCCUCCACAUGUGUUCGACAUUGCAACUAGAGCGUAUCGACGCAUGCGUCAGGCAGGAGGAAACCAGGUUAUACUGGUGUGCGGCGAAUCAGGUGCUGGAAAGACCGAGAGUGUAAAAUACAUGGUUGAACACCUUAUGCACAUGGUUGGUCAUGGAACCGAAGACCUAAACGAAAGGAUCGUUAAGAUUAACAUCUUACUUGAGAGUUUUGGAAACGCCAGAACAAAGAUGAAUGUCAAUUCUAGCAGGUUUGCCAAGUUUUUACAGUUGAGCUUUGGAGAAGACGACCGAGUAAUAGGAGCAAAGGUUCAGGAUUACAUGCUUGAAAAAUGUCGAGUUGUAUCCAGGACUUCUAAUUGCCAUGAAGGAAACUUCCACAUCUUUUAUGCCCUAUUUGCUGGAUUGUCCGAAAAGGAGAAACAAGACCUUUAUCUACAGAAGCAAGAAACUUACGAGAUACUUCAAGGAAGUGCUGAAAAUUUACAACAUGAAAAGAAAGAGGAAUAUCGCAGCAGAUUUAAAUCAAUUCAACAAAUUUUAUCACAAAUCGAAAUGACAGAAGAAGAACAAAAGAUAAUGAAAAAGAUGCUAGCUGCCAUGUUGCAUUUGAGUGAAAUCAAAUUUGAUGAAAAGGAAAGCAGUGUUAAAAUAAAGUAUGAGGAAACUCUAGAGCAAGCUGCUGAACUAUUAGGGGUGGAAAAAGAAGAUCUAAGGAAAGGCUUGAUUAAAAAAUCCGCAACUGCAGGUAGCGAAAAUACAAAGACAGAAGCUGAAGUUAAUAGAGAUGCACUAGUAAAGCAUACAUAUGAUAGAUUGUUUGGAUGGGUAGUAAAUAAGAUUAACAAAAACCUGGAUCCGAAUAGAAAAAGGAAUGUUGGGAAGAAAAACAUCGGAAUUUUGGAUAUUCCAGGAUUUGAGAAGCUUCAGGAUAACAAAUUUGAACAACUGUGUAUAAACUUUGUAAACGAGCAACUGCAGGUUUCCAUGAACCGAAUCCUCAUUGAGGAAGAAAGGCGAAUUUAUCAAUCAGAAGGAAUUUAUCUAGACAUUGGAGACAUAAGUAAAGGAGAUUCAUGUGUGGUUGAUAUUUUUGAAAUGAAGACAAAGGGACUGUGGUCAGCACUUGAUGAUAUUACAAAGCUUGGGAAUGAUGAUAGAGAAUUUCUGGAAAAAUUGCAAUCAAAUGCUAGGGACAUAGACAAGCAUCAUAAACUGAAAUUUACCAGAGGCAAAGAGACUAAAUUUAGUAUUCAACACUUUGCAGGCGAGAUUUGGUAUAACUGUGAUAACAUUCUUGAAAAAAAUCGAGAUAAGCUGACGGAAGGACUAGAAGAUGUCAUGAAGAAAAGCAGUGAAAAAGUGAUACGUUCCUUGUUUUCCGCCGACAAAUCAAUUACUGGCACAUUCUCUGUCACAUUAGCAAUGGAACAAUUCUCCAGCAAAGAAAUGUUGACUGAAAAACAAGACCAUAUCGGCAAAAAGGGAAUUCAUGGACGAAAAAAACACAAUACAGUCGUUUCUUUCUACAGGGAAUCGAUAAAGGUAUUAAAAAGAAAUUUGAAUGAGGCAACACCACAUUUUGUCAGAUGUAUUAAACCAAACGAAGAACUCCGACAGGACUCUUUUGUCGUCCCAUUUGUCAUGAAGCAGUUGAGAUACAAUGGCAUAUCUGAGCUCUCAAAAAUAAGAAGUAAUGGAUUUCCUGUCCGGAUAAAAUUCGCAAACUUCUUUGAAAGGUACCAGAUGAUUCUGCCUAUAGAACACACAAAUGAAACGGGAGAUUGUGUGAAAACUAUUAUAAAUACUUUACUCAACUCUCGACCUGAUUUGAAAUUGAAUGGGUGCUUUAAAGUCGGAAAGUACACGGUGUUUAUGAAAGAAGAACUGAGCAACUUCAUUGAGAUGCUUUUGAAAAAGGAACAAGAUAGACGGGAAAAAAAAUUGAUUGAGGAAAAAAGGAAACAGGAGGAGAAAUUCAAAGAAGAAGAAAGAUUAAGGAGAGAGAUGGAGAAAAACAAGACAGGGAAAAAUUCAGACAAAAACAGAGAAACAAGAGAAACUGUGAAGUGGGAAGACGAAGUAAAUUCAAAAGAGAAGCUCGGACACUCCACUAUUACAGCUGAAAGUAGUCGCUUGUCUUUGUCUAAUUCUGAAUAUGUACAUGGUGAAGACAGCCAAAAGUCGCAGAAUAAAGAGGAAAUACAACUGAAAGAUAUAAAAAAAGAUAAAGAAUCAACAGCUGAUUAUAGUCAAAGCAGUGUAGAGAAAACAACUGUAGAGGACCAUAAUGAAAGAAAAGAUGUCGAGAAACCACCUCCUUCAACAGCAAAAAAGGAGUAA
This is a messenger RNA of Saccostrea cuccullata (small rock oyster), 2577 nucleotides long. Its product is annotated as unconventional myosin-IXb-like. Gene Ontology annotation, biological process: regulation of actin filament length; peptidyl-serine phosphorylation. Gene Ontology annotation, cellular component: myosin complex. The transcript has 21 exons. Bases 34 to 2577 code for a protein of 847 amino acids. Gene Ontology annotation, molecular function: ATP binding; protein serine/threonine kinase activity; microfilament motor activity. The record is from RefSeq and is a predicted model, not a curated record. NCBI's taxonomy places the organism in Eukaryota, Metazoa, Mollusca, Bivalvia, Ostreida, Ostreidae.